UUACCAAAGUAACUUUAUCAUCAUGCUCCUUUAUUCGGUUCCGACAAGUAUAGACUCCUAAAGCCAUAUGUUAAUACAGAGAGAACCAACUAACCACCAAACACACAAAAUCCCUAGUUUUCCAACCGUCUGUCUUCUCCGUGGGAUUGCAAAAACAAAAUGGGUACAGAAGAGGAAAGUGUAUCUGUGGAGCUACCAGCACCUUCUUCAUGGAAGAAAUUGUUUUUCCCGAACAAAGUGGGAUCAGUGAAGAAAACAGAGAUUGUGUUCGUUGCUCCAACGGGCGAGGAGAUCAGUAACAGGAAGCAGCUGGAUCAGUAUCUCAAAGCUCACCCUGGAAACCCAUCCGUCACUGAGUUUGAUUGGACCACUAGUGGGACGCCUAGGAGAUCUGCAAGGAUCAGUGAUAAGAAGACUAAGUCGACUCCCUCACCGGAUAAAGAGCCACCCAAGAAGCGAGGUCGAACUAAAUCUCCAGGGUCAAAGAAAGAUGGAGAAGAAGGUGAGAAACCAGAGGGAGGAGGAGUGGAGAACUCUCAUGUUCAAGAAGAAGAUACUGAGAUGUCUGCUCUCAAGGGAACGGAAGAUAAUGUAACUGUUAAGGAUGGGACUGGUGAAACUGAGAAGGCUAAUGAUGCAAAAGACGAAAAGGUUGCAGAGAAGACUCCUGAUCCUGCUCCAGUUCAAGAAGCUGGUGGUGAGUCGAUGAAGGAGCAAACGCAUGAUCUAGUUGGAGAUGGUAGUAAGGAGAGAGUGGAGUCUCAGACAGACAAAGAAGAGGAGACUGGCUCGGUCGUAAAGACAUCAGUCGAUACUGAGAUCAAGACUGCUGGAGCUAACACUGAGCAGAAGAAGGAAGUUGCAGGACAAGGCGCACCUGAGUCUGAGCCUGAAGCCGAGACUAGAAACCAGGAGGGAAAUGGUCUGACAACAGAAGCUGAGGGGAAAGAGAAAGCGGCAGAAGCAGAAGCUGCUGAGUAACCCUGCCCUGCUCUCCUUUUGUAAGAGCAUGAAAUGUAAGAGUUUGUUUCUGUUUAUCUAUUCAUGCUCUUUUUUGUAUCUAAUCAAUGGUUAUAUUAAGUCGGUGAAAGAAGAUGUUAUUAGGCUGAGAUAUGUACUAUUUGAAUGACUUCAGUACUAUGCAUGUUCUCUUAGGUGAAACAUUAUGUAGAGAGUUAACUCUUUCUACUGCAGCCUUUGUUUCUUUUUUACAUUUUUAAUUUAUAACCAAGUUAUAUAAUAACUCAAUUAUGAGUGUCUGGUUUGUUUC
Messenger RNA from Raphanus sativus (radish), 1270 nucleotides. Its product is annotated as methyl-CpG-binding domain-containing protein 11. Gene Ontology annotation, molecular function: DNA binding. Bases 160 to 981 code for a protein of 273 amino acids. The record is from RefSeq and is a predicted model, not a curated record. NCBI's taxonomy places the organism in Eukaryota, Viridiplantae, Streptophyta, Magnoliopsida, Brassicales, Brassicaceae. The transcript is spliced from 3 exons.